Messenger RNA from Arthroderma uncinatum, 3636 nucleotides. RefSeq lists its product as uncharacterized. The coding region runs from base 1 to 3636 and encodes 1211 amino acids. The transcript is spliced from 7 exons. Gene Ontology annotation, molecular function: protein binding; hydrolase activity, acting on ester bonds. Lineage: Eukaryota; Fungi; Ascomycota; Eurotiomycetes; Onygenales; Arthrodermataceae. The record is from RefSeq and is a predicted model, not a curated record.
AUGGAGACUUAUAAUGCCUUCUACGUGAAUGGUAUCAUAUUAAAUCCUACUGCUAUGGAGGAACCCGGGAGUCAGAAAGGCUUCCUACAGCGACUCGGCUUCCCUCAUGGCGAAAACGAAAAGCCAGAAGCUAUUAAAGGUCCCUUGAGGCUCAAUCUUCUACGAGAUGUCCCUGAACCGCUUGUCGACUUCGUAUUUGUGCAUGGGCUUGGGGGAGGAUCACGGAAAACCUGGUCCUUCUCCCCGGAUCCGAAGCAUUACUGGCCCAAAGAAUGGCUUAAAGACGACCCAGAAUUCCGCCAGGUUCGCAUACACAGCUUCGGAUACGAGGCGGACUGGGCGAGUAUAGGAGAGAAUGUGUUGAACAUUCACGAUUUUGGGCUCUCUCUGCUGAGGGAGAUUGAAGGAAAUCCUAAUAUCCGCAGAAGCAAGACGAAAAUUGUGUUCAUCGCGCAUAGCAUGGGUGGAAUUGUUGUUAAAAAGGCUUAUAUACUUGCCCGAGAAGAUCCCAAACUGAAGGAUUUAGCAGGCCGCAUUCAUACUCUUUACUUCCUUGCUACUCCCCAUCGGGGUUCUGAUCUAGCAAAGUUGCUGAAACGGAUACUGGGGCUGUCAUUUAGCACGAAGAGUUUCGUAAACGCUCUUACUCCUGCGUCUGAGACAAUCGCGUCUAUCAAUCAUAGCUUCGGACAUCUCGCGGGAGAUCUCCACCUAUGGACAUUUUGCGAGACCCUCAAAACUACCAUUGGCCUUAAGCCGGCAAUGGUCGUGCCUAUAUACUCCGCAUCUCUUGGCUAUACGAAUGAAAGGUCCUUGUCGUUGCACGCUAACCAUCGUGAUGUGUGUAAAUUCGAGAAAAAGGACGAUCCUAAUUAUAGAAAACUACGCAACUCGUUCACCGCUACCAUCGACGAGAUCACGUCUGAGACACGCAAAAUCUCAAAAGAUGAACGUCGCCAGAUAGCUGAACUGACGGCCGUAUCGAGCCCACCGGCCGAUGAACUAUAUACCCUGGAAACCUUCCGGGCCCCAGGCGCUUGUGAAUGGUUACCAUCGAAGGAGGCAUAUAAGAACUGGCAAGGGGAAAAUUGUGCCAACUGUCCAAUCCUCCUUCUCACUGGCAAGCCAGGUGUUGGAAAAUCCGUUCUCAGCAGUUUUGUCAUCAACGACCUCGAGGAUAGCAAACAAAGAGUGAGCUACUUUUUCUUUAGGCAAGGAAAUACAGCAAAAUCUACGGUCGUCGCAUGUCUUCGAUCGCUGGUUUAUCAAAUGACCUUGUAUGAUGGUACGAUUUUAAGCGAGUUGCUUGUCAAACAUCAAGAGACGCCAUUUUCAGAAUACUUGGAUGAUACAGCAACAUGGCGGAAGAUUUUCGCUGAAGUGAUAUUUAACCGGAAAACCCCUGAUCUCACUUUUUGGGUGCUCGAUGCUCUUGACGAAUGUGAGAACCCGUCCACCCUUUUCACGCUUUUGGCGCAACUGCCGUCGCAUAUAAGGGUGUUUAUCACAAGCAGACCCACCCUCGAAAUAGAACAAGGCUUCCGCCAGCUUCGCCAUCUCAUGAAGCAACAUGAAAUCACGGAAGAAGAUACCAUUGACGACAUGGCCAUCCUUAUUGAUUCUAAAAUGGAAUAUAUGCUAGCUGUUGACAUUGACAGCCGUGAGGCAUUGAAGAGCAGAUUGCUACAAAAAGCAUGCGGAUCCUUUUUAUGGCUUUCUUUGGUCAUCAAGAAACUGGGCACGGUAUACUCUAAAGAAGGGGCGGAGGAAGCCCUGGACCAGCUGCCGUCAGAGAUGAACAAACUUUAUGCUCAGAUGCUUGAAAGUACUGUAAAAGACACGGGAAAAGCAGCUCUCGCAAGGUCUAUCAUUAUGUGGAUGCUUCUGGCCUUGCGGCCGUUGACGAUCGAUGAGAUGCAGGAAGCAAUUAAGUUGGAUAUUAAUCAUACUGUUCCCAACUUGGGCACAUCUGCUCCUGCUAUCUGUGGUCAGUUGCUUAACGGAUUCCGCUCAAAGAACAACGGAUCUGCCGUGAUGACGGCAACGGUGAACAGCGAAGUGGUCAUCUGGGAAACACAUACUGGAACUGAGAUCGAAAGGUGGCAAUGGACCAACGCCAUUCCUCGUGGCAUUGACUACAAGUCCGCCUCAAUGUACGCUUAUCUUAAGGUGGUCACCUUUUCACGAGAUGGGACCGUGUUUGCAGUGAACUACCACCCAGUUGGUAGAAGUUCACCCGGUGCCAUUGCAUUUAGCACACGUGUAAAUGUGAAUGCUAUGGCUAUGUUGGAUACAAAGGGAAUCCUCUCGCUGCACGCAUUAGAGUCAGCUGAGCCCUAUUACUCCCUUGCAGAUAUUGACGGGCAUGCUCUUGAGUGCUCGCCCGACGGCUCCAAGCUAGUUGUAGGCAAUCCCCAUGAGAUAUGCAUAUAUGGGUUUGGGGCUACCAGAGACAACGGUCUUACACUCCUCUAUCGGGUUAACAACUACCAGGCUUUUAUUCGUCGUAUUGUUUUCAGCCCUGACGGCUCACGUUUUGCCUGUCUUUUUAAAGACCUGUUCGAGGUCUACGAGCCUUCCGUCCUGGCUUACAAUGAGUUGGAUGAGGGUAGCCACAACGACCAGGGUCAAACAACAUCUUUGCAAGAUCAGGGGUUGGAACCUACACUCGGCAAAUCAACAGCAAUAUGUUGCCAUUCCAGCGGCGACUUUGUCUUCUAUAGGACGGCGGAUGCCUCUAUUGCCUACUUUGAUACAAGGUCAGGCAUCGAAAUGGUCAUGGUUAAUGCACACAACAUACCUUCUCCCGUGGAAUGUAUGACAUUCAUUGAGGAAAGAGACCUUCUGGUAGUCGGUCACUAUGAUGGCCACAUCAUGGUGUAUUGUAUUGCUCUAGCCGAAGGGGUCUGCAAAAUAGAGUCAACACUCGCCCGGAUCAAGACGAGGGAAAGGCCCAGAUGGCUGCUGGCAAACUCUGCCGGUACUAGACUCCUUGUUAGAAGUUACAGAUGGGCAGAGUUAUGGACAAUAGAAGGGGAGAUGGUCGAACGCUUGGUCGAAUAUACGGCACUUACCCGUUCUGUUGUCAACUAUCCUUCGCACGAAGAAUCAUUUGCCGUCAUUGAAACCCAUCCUCGUCCCUCGUUGGAGUACUCCUGGACGGACGGGUUGGAACUCUCGCGUGUCCAGGUCCCAACCCAGACGGGCCGCUCUUCCAUCCCAAAGAUAUAUGUUUACACUGAGCUGUUGUUGCGUAAUUCAACUAUUUCCUUACGAUGUGCCAACCCAUACUUUCGACAUGAAGCAUUCGAUGGCUUUGGGAAAUACAAACUCCAAGCUACACAGCUUAUCAGCAUCACUGGGAGCCUGAUGCUGUUCAUUGAUGACUCAGAUUGCGUAUGCAGUCUUGAUCUUGACCUCGAAAACUCCGCCGAGUACCCAAGCGGCGGUGUUAAGAAACACUUUUUUCUACUGACAGAGUGGAAAAAGGGGUUUAGUGGGUUCAUGAUUGAAUACAUCCCAUCGAAACGUGAGUUCGUGAUCGCUACAGAGGAUGGGCUGAUCGUCGUGAGUAACGGGCUCGAACUUGCGGAGCCGUGGCAGGACGAGACAGACUCAGUUAGUCUUCCAGACUGA